AUGAACGGACAGCAUUGCAAACGACAACAAAAGUCUCAAGUCAUUGCGGUUGGUGAAUGGCAGAAGGAAGAGAAGGUUGAUCAGUUCUUGGCUGUUUUGACGGUUGUACAGCCACUUUCCAACCACACAACAUGCUGCGUUGUAGACUUUGGGCUCUAUGUUGACGAUCACGAAACAGCCGAGACACAUCCUUCAAGCGAAGACGGUUUCAAAAAAAAAAAGGAAUUGGACUCGCUCCAACGAUUACUGUUUGAUUCUGGUGUAAAUCUACAAGGAAAAGAGCCACGAUGGAGAAUGGCGGUGCUAUUUAUGUACAACAACAAAAAUAACAGCAAUAACCACACAAAGCGACGACGGUCUCACGAUCCACUGAUUCAAAUAGCAUACAACGACAACCAGUCGAACGAGCAGCUUCUUCCGAACACGACGGUCGUUGUAGCAUGUCUCUGCGAUGUAACAACCACGAAGACGACGACGGUCUCACGAUCCACUGAUUCGAAUUGUACACAACGACCACCAAUCGAACGCGCAACUUCUCCCGAACACGACGAUUGUUGUUGCAUGUCUCUGCGAUGGGUUUUGGAGGAGUACGAACAACAACAGUCGAGCCAGUGCUAUGUUCUUAUACACCAGUAG
Zychaea mexicana is the source of this 636-nucleotide messenger RNA. RefSeq lists its product as uncharacterized. Lineage: Eukaryota; Fungi; Mucoromycota; Mucoromycetes; Mucorales; Lichtheimiaceae. The record is from RefSeq and is a predicted model, not a curated record. Bases 1 to 636 code for a protein of 211 amino acids. The transcript has 8 exons.